Spizellomyces punctatus DAOM BR117 is the source of this 438-nucleotide messenger RNA. RefSeq lists its product as uncharacterized. The record is from RefSeq and is a predicted model, not a curated record. NCBI's taxonomy places the organism in Eukaryota, Fungi, Chytridiomycota, Chytridiomycetes, Spizellomycetales, Spizellomycetaceae. Bases 1 to 438 code for a protein of 145 amino acids. The transcript has a single exon.
AUGACAAAAGGACAUCGGCGGAUCCCUCAAAAAGUAGAACAAAAAGUGGAACUGCUCCAGCUCGGCGCAAAAGUGGGACAGUCCGGCGCAAAAGUGGAGCUGCUACCGCCACAGACAGAUAGCAGCUCAGCGCAAAAGUGGGACUGUCCGGCGCAAAAGUGGAGCUGGCAAGCAGUUCGGCGCAAAAUGGGACCCGGCGCAAAAAGUGGAACUGCUCCAGCUCGGCGCAAAAGUGGGACAGUCCGGCGCAAAAGUGGAGCUGAAAAGCAGUUCGGCGCAAAAAGUGGAACUGCUCCAGCUCGGCGCAAAAGUGGGACUGUCCGGCGCAAAAGUGGAGCUGAAAAGCAGUUCGGCGCAAAAAGUGGAACUGCUCCAGCUCGGCGCAAAAGUGGGACAGUCCGGCGCAAAAGUGGAGCUGCUACCGCCACAGACAGAUAG